Molecule: messenger RNA, 846 nt
Organism: Didymodactylos carnosus
Lineage: Eukaryota; Metazoa; Rotifera; Eurotatoria; Philodinida; Philodinidae
Source: the annotation of a GenBank genome assembly
AUGGAUUUGGACGAUUUCACAGGAGAAUCAUGUGGUCAGGGUAAAAAUCCAUUAAUAACAACGGCUAAAGAUAUUGUAAACGGUGGAGGUCCGUCUUCAAGACCAUCAACUACACGCCCAAGUACUACUACACCACCAGAUCAGACUUUAACUGCAAAAUCAUAUUGUUUAAAUUCUAAAGAAAAACAAAUUUAUGCAAAUAUUUCUACGGCGUGUAAGAGUUAUUAUGAGUGUUUGACAACACCAGCGGGAAAACAGAUUACAGUAACACGAAAAUGUCCAUCCAAUCUAUUAUACUCAGAAGAUGAAAAAAAAUGUGUUAAGGAAAAACAUGUAAAAUGUUCAACGAAAUUUGCAAUUCCUGUUGCAUCAAGUAGUUCUGACUGUCCAUGGGGAGUCGAUUAUGCUACAGAAGGUGGUUCAAUGUGUAAGUUAAAUAUUUGUAAUUUGAUUGAUCAGUUAAAAUAUAAUCCAAGUAUAAUUGGGUCAGAUUAUUCAGAAAGAACAAGAAGAAAAGGAAUCAUCAAAAUGAGAAUAUUUUUUGUUAGUAACUUGAACUCAAUUUUUAUUGCACUUAUUACAUUUGUUUUAAUCGUUAAUUCAAUAUCAUAUCCAUUUCGAACAUGGGAUUUUAAUCCAGAACAGAGUGAAUUAGAUCAAUACUUUGACAAUGAUCCAAAUCAAAUAUCCAAGCCAAGUUUUGAAGAUGAUUUAUUAAAUUUUCCUGAUGGAGAUUCGGGCUCGUUAGAGUUGAAGCGACGAUUUUGUUGUAUGUCUAGUCAUCAUGGUAAACGACAAUCAAGAAGAUCAGAAAAAUCUUCGAGAGAUAAUAUGUUUAUUAUCUAA